Molecule: messenger RNA, 3199 nt
Organism: Durio zibethinus
Lineage: Eukaryota; Viridiplantae; Streptophyta; Magnoliopsida; Malvales; Malvaceae
Product: cell division control protein 45 homolog
Biological process (GO): mitotic DNA replication preinitiation complex assembly; double-strand break repair via break-induced replication; DNA replication initiation
Cellular component (GO): DNA replication preinitiation complex
Molecular function (GO): chromatin binding; single-stranded DNA binding; DNA replication origin binding
Source: RefSeq, a predicted model, not a curated record
AAAUAAGAUAAGAAAAAAAAAAGGGCAGAGAAAUUUCACCAUUAUUUUUCUUCAAUCCCAGGUACUUAAACCAAUCUUAUAUUCCAGAUUUCAAGUGAACUGUUCCUCUUCUUGGAUUGUUCUUCUCUAUUUUUAUUGUAUCACAAAUUUGCAAUUUGUUUUUUCUUGGUUUCAUUUUAUUGUACGUUUGGAAUUGCCUCAAUUUUAUGAAUUUUUGUGUACCCAAUUGAACUUAAUAUGUAUCAAAUUAUACUAUGAGCUGCUUCUUUUAGAUCUUAGAUUUGGGGUGCAAUCUAGAGAAAUUAUGUGAAAAAAAAGAGGGCAAUUUUCUUGCUGGGUCUUAAGCUUUUUCCCAAAACCCCCCGUUUUUGUUACUUGCCCAAGAAAAACUUCCAAUUUUCUAUCUAUUUUGAGUACCCAAUUAAGGGAAAAGAGAGAAAAUGGUGAGGGAGGGAACAGUGGAAUCAUUUUACGCAAGGCUUAGAGAAUCGGUUAGGGCAUCAUCUCUCUCUCCAUUACUCAUAUUCCCAUCAACCUCUGACGUGGACUCUCUCUGUGCUCUCAAAAUCAUUUUCCACAUUCUUGAAUCUGAUUCUGUCCGGUACUCGUGUUAUCCGGUGUCUUCUUUUCAAGAAAUCCAAGAAUACGCUGCUUCUGAAUUGAGUUCUUCCUCUGAGGGCCCUGUUACCAUACUUUUGACAAAUUGGGGAUGCCACCGUGACCUCCAGAAGGAUCUUAAGUUAGGGUCAGCUGCGCGGGUUUUCGUUGUUGAUAGUCAUAGGCCGAUUCAUUUGCAUAACUUGAGUGACCAGAAUGAUCAGGUGGUUGUUCUCUAUGCUAAUGAUGAUGAGCGAUUAGCUGAUCUGGCGUAUGAUUUCGAAGUUAUGGAGUUGGCAAAUGCUAGCUAUUGUUUGCAUAAUUCAGAGUUGGAUAGUGAAGAAGAUGAAGAUAGUGAAAGCGAGGAUGAAGAUGAGGAUGAUGAGGAGGAAAGAGGACCCAGGGAUGGCUCUAGGAAACGAAGAAGAAUGUCUUCGGAAGGUGAAGAAGAGCCAGCAUCUCGGCGUUUUAAGAGAUUGAAAAGGGAUUAUUAUCGGAUGGGAACUUUCCAUGGCAAGCCAUCGGGGUGUUUGAUGUAUGAUUUGUCGCAUUCUUUAAGGAAAAACACAAAUGAGUUGCUUUGGCUGGCUUGUGUUUCACUUACUGAUCAGUUUGUUCAUGAGAGGCUAACAGACGAGAGGUAUGAAGCUGGGGUUAUGGAGCUUCAGCAGCAUAUUAACAGUUUAGGGAAUUUAGAUGCAGUUACUUCAGUGACUCUUAAAGAUGGGACCAAGGUUCGAGCACCUGAUUCCUCAAGAAUUGCCUAUGAAGAAGAACCAAGACUUAUGUUGUUAAGAGAGUGGAAUUUAUUUGAUUCAAUGCUGUGCUCCUCGUACAUUGCCCCUAAGUUGAAGACUUGGAGUGAUAAUGGUAUGAAAAAGCUUAAGCUUCUUCUUGCACGGAUGGGAUUUGCCCUUGUGGAUUGCCAGCAGAAGUUUCAGUACAUGAAUUGUGAAGUAAAACAAAAGAUGAAAGAUCAAUUUGAACAAAUUUUGCCUGAAUAUGGACUUAAUGAUUUCUACUACAAAAGUUUCUUGCGUCUUCAUGGUUAUACUUCAAGGAUUUCAGCUGCAGACAUGGUAUAUGGGGUUACCGCACUGCUUGAAUCAUUUGUGCAAUCAGAUGGCUCUUGUGCUUCGAAGCAGUUUGGUGAGGCACAUGAUGCACUGUCCCUCAGUAAUCUUGAUAAGCUGAAAGCUGGAAUGGAGCAAGCAAUCAAGAUACAAAGAGCUAUUCUUAGGCAAGGAAGUGCCUCAAUAACAAAGAGUGGCUGUGUCAGGAGUGGGAGAAAGUUUAGGUGGGUGAAGCUUGAAGAUUCAGAAGAUACAAAGCUGUUGGGUCACCCCCAGGCUCUGACUAAGUUCUGCUACUUUCUAAUGGAUGCCUUGAAGGAGAAAGGAGCUAGGUUGAAGCCUUUGCUUUGUGCCUGCAUACAAGAGCCAGCUAAGGUGUUGAUUGUUGGGGUCUGUGGAAAGCCUCGUCUUGGAGCACUUCAAGGGAAUGCGUUUGGUCUUGCAUUCAGGAAUGCCGCCGAGGAAACUGGAGCUGAAUUCUUUCAUGAGCUCUUUGAAUCUUCAUGGAUUGUGUUGGAUGCAGGUGCUGUUAAUUCCUUCAUGGUCAGACUAACUGAAAAGCUUUGAUGUAAAGCUUUCAAUAUGUGCGCAAUAUGUAACUUUGUUGUGUUCGGUGUUCUCAAAAGGAAAACAUUUGUUCAUUACUUUAAGUGAGUAAUUUUUAGAUUGUUUGAAAUUAUUCAUAAAUAAAAAUCUAACUUGACUUCCUCAAGAAUGGUUACAUACUUUCUUCCUUUAUCUCGUUUUUCUUCUGAUCACUAACCAAUCAACAGAAGUUGAUCAUUGAAGGGAAGCUGCAUAUGCACAUGAUAUGAUAAUACUAGCACUUAUCAGUACCAAGAUUUUUGCAUUUAAAAUGUCGAGUGUUCAUGUGAUAUUGAAAAACUUUUACAUCAUCAAGAAGCAGACGUUUCAGUAAAUCGUGAUAAGGUAUGAAAACCUUUUCAAGCUCCGGCCAGUAGAUGGGGGCUUGAAAAGAGUUCAGCAAUGAAAGUGAUAGGUAACCAGCAGAAAAAAAAAAAAAAAAAAAACGCAAUCUUGGCCAAAAUCUUUCCUGGUUCGUUUACAAGCACUCUUGGAUUCUUCUUCACAACCUGGGCGAUUUAAGCAUUGUUGAGCCCAUACAUUUUGAGAAGGUUAAGGGCUGAAUCUGGCUUCUCGGAACUUCUAAACUUUUUAACUUCUGGGAGACAGAUUCUAAAGACAACCCACGUGAGUUUAUGAGGUAAGAGACUGUAAAAGAGUGAACCCAAUUAUCUAAUUUUUAUCUCCAAAGAUGGAGAAACUGGUCUGACAAUAAACAAGGCAAUAAUUUGAAGAAAACCCAGAUUAGGAACCAUCGGUUGCAAUCUUUUACCAAGGAAACCAAACAUGAUUGACUCACCAGGUUAAAACUGAAACUAAGCCAGCUUUUCCAAAUGCAUCUAUAGUUACUGAAUCAUCCUUUUUCCAAUAAUGAAGGAACUUCGCCUUUUCUUUUUGAUCUUAAGGACACCAACUGGCAAACAGCAGUAGAGAGAAAACCUUAG